CUUUCAGUAGCAUAGAAACGGCGCGAUCGAAAGCAACUCCGGAAUCCGCGUGUGAGUGUGAGUGACAAAAAGCUCUCUUGUUGGUGCUUUUGCAGGUUUCCGGUGCACGACCUGUUGAACUUCCGGACGUGGUGUGUGGUGCCGCCGGCCCAGGUCAAGUGUGGAGAAUCGGUCAAGUGUGACAGGAACGGUUAUUGUGACAAAAGACCGUUUGGAAAGUGCUUUAAACUUUUCGGAUUUGAACCAGUUUGCAGAGUUGAAAAUUCAUCCUACUAACUGGGACAUGGAAACUAACAGGUUUGAGGCCCCUCCGGUGGUCGAAAUGCAGGCUCCGGAAUUCAAGGACUUUGCCAAGGAGAUGGUGGACUACAUCGCCAACUAUCUGGAAAAUAUCCGCGACAGACGCGUUCUUCCGGAGGUCCAACCGGGCUACCUGCGCCCGCUGAUCCCGGCGGAGGCUCCCGAGAAGCCCGAGAGCUGGCAGGACGUGAUGGCGGACAUCGAGCGCGUCAUCAUGCCCGGUGUGACCCACUGGCACAGCCCCAAGUUCCACGCGUACUUCCCGACCGCCAACUCGUACCCGGCGAUCGUCGCCGACAUGCUGAGCGGUGCCAUCGCGUGCAUCGGAUUCACUUGGAUUGCCAGCCCGGCUUGUACCGAGUUGGAGGUCGAGAUGCUCAACUGGCUGGGAAAGAUGUUGGGUCUGCCGGAGGAAUUCCUGGCCUGUUCCGGAGGUCAGGCUGGUGGUGUGAUUCAGGGAACUGCCAGCGAGGCUACGCUGGUGGCUCUGCUCGGCGCUAAGGCCAAGGCCAUCAAGCGCGCCCAGGAAGAACAUCCCGAGUGGGAUGAGAACACGAUCGUCUCCAAGCUGGUUGGAUACACUUCAAACCAAUCCCACUCAUCCGUUGAGCGAGCUGGACUCCUCGGAGGUGUUAAGCUGCGCUCGCUGAAGGCCGACUCGAACCUGCAACUGCGAGGUGAAACGCUGGAGGCGGCCAUCAAGCAGGACUUGGCCGACGGACUGCUUCCGUUCUACGCCGUGUGCACCCUGGGAACGACCAACACGUGUGCGUUCGAUCGUCUCGACGAGCUCGGUCCAGUCGGCAACAAGUACAACGUCUGGAUCCACGUGGACGCUGCGUACGCCGGGUCGGCCUUCGUCUGUCCCGAGUACCGUCCGCUGAUGAAGGGAAUCGAAACGGCCGAUUCGUUCAACUUUAACCCCCACAAGUGGAUGCUGGUCAACUUUGACUGCAGUGCCAUGUGGCUCAAGGAGCCGUACUGGAUCGUCAACGCGUUCAACGUCGACCCGCUCUACCUGAAGCACGACAUGCAGGGAUCCGCUCCGGACUACCGUCACUGGCAAAUCCCGUUGGGUCGUCGUUUCCGUGCCCUCAAGCUGUGGUUCGUGCUCCGGCUGUACGGAGUUGAGAACAUCCAGGCCCACAUCCGUCGCCACUGCGCCUUCGCCAAGCAGUUCGAAGCCCUGUGCGUUGCGGAUGAGCGCUUCGAGAUCUUCAGCACUGUUCAAAUGGGACUGGCUUGCUUUAGACUGAAGGGAACCAACGAGCUGAACGAAGCACUGCUCAAGCGCAUCAACGGACGUGGUAAGAUUCAUCUGGUGCCAUCGAAGGUUAACGAUACGUACUUCCUACGUAUGGCGGUUUGUUCCCGAUUUACCGAGGCCGCUGACAUAGAUUACUCGUGGAAGGAGGUGGCCGCCUCCGCCGACGAGCUGCUGGCCGAAAAGAAGUGAAUCAUCAGUUCCUGAAAAACGUAUUAAAAUCUCUCUCUUGUUCAACGCCCCACUAGUAAUAUUGAAACACGCAUUGUCAUGUCAUGUUCACUUGUAAAAGUAUAUUUUUGUUUGUUUUAUUAUUGUUGUAAAAAAAAGCGGGACCAUAACAUACGAAGGCAUUUGAAACCAUCCUUCCAGUGUACAUAGAACUUAGUUACAAUGAAUCGUAUACUCAUUGUUGUUUUUAAAAAUGUCCCUAAAUGUUACUUGAAUGUUGGCUAUAAAAUAUGAAUGAAUAAAGUAAAUUAUUAUGCUCAAAA
Messenger RNA from Culex pipiens pallens (northern house mosquito), 2058 nucleotides. RefSeq names its product aromatic-L-amino-acid decarboxylase-like. The transcript has 6 exons. Gene Ontology annotation, biological process: catecholamine metabolic process; serotonin biosynthetic process; amino acid metabolic process. The coding region runs from base 284 to 1756 and encodes 490 amino acids. NCBI's taxonomy places the organism in Eukaryota, Metazoa, Arthropoda, Insecta, Diptera, Culicidae. Gene Ontology annotation, molecular function: pyridoxal phosphate binding; aromatic-L-amino-acid decarboxylase activity. The record is from RefSeq and is a predicted model, not a curated record.